ACAAAAUGACUAGAAAAGCAAUAAUAACAAACAAUAUGAAUGUAAACUAUAGAGUAAGGGAAAAUUUGAUGUUAUUCACUUUAAAACAAUUGUUCCGGGCAAAACAGAUUUUCACCAAGGGUAGUGUCCCAUUGUAUUCUCAUGGAUGCUGAGACUAGGAGGGGUAAUGGAUUUCAUCAUGAUGAUCAGCCAGUGUCAUCUGUUGUAUACCGCAACGCCAAAGCAGGCAAGAGUGUGAAGAUGAAAAGAGCUACCUCUUACAGUUCUUCCUCGACUAGAUUUGCCCACAGCAGUGUAGCAGGCAACUCAGCAUUGGAAGAUUCACCUGAUGAGGAAAACAAUGUUGCUGUAGAAGAUAGUGGGUCAGAAGCAGAACUAGAUUUAAGAGGUAAACUAGAAUUUUCAGGGAAGAGACCUCGAAGGAAAACUGAAAAAGGCGAUGCUUCUUUUUCUGAACAAUAUGUGGAAGAGUCAGUAAAAAACCUAGCUGAUCAAAGUAUCCCUGACGAUGACCAGGCCGUUGCUGAAGCAUCAAAUGAUGCAUUUACAGAAUCACGAGAUCCUUUAGAGGCAGAUAUAGCAGUGGAGGCACCUGCUUCUUCCAAUGCUGCUGAUACAGAUGUAGAGGAGGCAUUUGAUGAUGUAGAGUUUCCAGAGGCUGUGGUUUUAAUUGGCAAAACGCACUGGCGUUGUGUCACAUGUAUGAUGCAUUUUGCUCGGUCCACUAGUAUUGACAACCACAUACGAGUCUGUCAUACUGAAAAAGCUCCUUUUUCUGUUUCCACACUGUCAAGAACAUCAAGAAGGGGACGUGGAGGGAGGGCCCAUGCCAGGGAAGUGACAAGGGGUAGGAUUAAAGUGAACAGGAGAGUGCAGAUAACAAAAUCUCCACCCAGUACAAUGAGAAGACGACAGGGAGCAAGGAGAACCAGGGGCAGGGGGUCCAGAGGAAGUGGAACUAGGGGUAAAGAAAGGGGGUUUUCAAGAGGCAGGGGAAGGAGAUCACACAUUUUGGAGCCCUCAGACACUGAAACAGAAGAAAUGCCUUUACUGCCAAGAUCUCCCAGAAAACGUAAAACAAGAAGCUCUGAUAAUAUGCUUCUUGAGGCUUCUAGUGCAGCUGCUAAGACACCAAAGCUGGAGGAAACAAGUAUUGCACAAGAGAAUAAAGAUUCCUUUAAGAUCCCACUGCCCUAUUUGCUUGAUGCUGAGAAGGAGUUGUUAAAGAGAAAGUACCUGCUUUUCCUUGAGAAAGCUGAUGCUGUAGAAUUUGUGGAAUCAGAGAUGGCACUAACAGAUGUUGAGCCACCUCUUUCAAUUGAGACUCCUUCUCUUCAAGCUGAUGCUUUACUUCCUCCAGCCACACCUCUUCUUCCAGAAAUACCAGGUCCACCUGAAACCCCACUUCCUCCUGAAACACCCCUUCCUCCAGAGUCAUAUCAUCCACCUGGGACACCGGGGAGACCUGAAAUACUUACGCACACUGAUUCUCACAUAGCUCCAGCUGCUCUCUUACUUUCUGAAACACCUGCUAUUUUGACCACAUCACUUCCACCAGAAACCAGGCGCCUUUCAUCAGAACUGUCAGGUAACCAUUCUCUUCACCAUCAGCACAAAUCCCUUGGCCCCCCUGAAAACUGCCAUCUUGAUACAGAUUUCAAUCUGAAUGCUGGCAUCGAAAAACAUGGAGACAUUAGUGAACCAUAUGCUGAGUGUCCAUCUGAAAAAGAGAGUAAUCCUUCUGUGUUCUGCAGAACCUGUCAUGCUUCUUUUGGAACAGUUUCAAAAUUAAAGGCACAUCAGUUGGAAGUGGCAAGGUAUGAUAAUGUGCUUUGUAGUUUGUGUGGAGAUAAAUUUCAUGGGGUACAUCAGCUAAAUAUGCAUGUGUUCAGCAUCCACGAAAAUAAUAGCAAAAAGUUUUGUUUCAUCUGUGGCAUUGAUUGUAUGGAUAGUUUUGAACUGGAGGAGCAUCUUCUAGAGCAUAGUCUAGAAGAACCAGAAAAAGAUAAAGAACUAGAUGAUUUUGAGUCCAUAUCACACAUUUGCAAGGUCUGCAGCAUGGAGCUGGAAGGAAAUGUCUCAGACUUAAUGAAUCACUACCAUACAAUUCAUGACCAGUUUGUCUGCACUUCUUGCUUUGAGUGCUUUCUGGAUAUGACGGCAUAUCAGGAUCACAAACUGACUCAUAUGGCAGAUGCCAAUGAAAGCACUGAGCCAGUUGUCUACAUAUGUCCUGUCAGCGACUGUUUCCAGAUAUGUGAAGACAAAGAGGCGUUGAGAGAGCAUAUUUCUUGGCAUGAAGACCAAGACCUAGAGGAAGAUGUUGCAUUGCUUCUGUGCAGCAUAUGCUCAAGUCAGUUCAGAAACAAAACUUCUCUGCACCGCCAUUUAGCGGAGAUUCACCACAAGGCUGACAUCAAGCCUUUUGUUUGUGAACUAUGCAGUGAGGAAUUCAGUCAAAGCCUAGAGCUUCAUCACCACAAUACCAUCUGUCAUGCUGGCAUCAAACGCUAUGGGUGUGCCUACUGCAGUCAGCGGUUUGCUUUUCGCUCUUCCUACCGAAGGCAUGUUGCCUCACAGCAUGAUGUAGCAUCCACCAUUUUGCGAAUGUGAACCACUAAUAGAGUUUAUAUAUGUAUAUAAUACUGAUCUUUUUUGGAUUUUCUACCAAUAUUUUUGCAUGAGUUGUGCUUGUGCGAUUAGUAUCUGUUUAAUCAUAUUUCAUUAAAAUGUAUAGCAGUUAUUGUGAAAAAUCCCAUGGUUACAAUUUGCAUAUUAUACUAUGAUAAUCUUGUGAGAAAUGAAAUAGCUUAAUUACUCAUCGUAUAUAAUAAUAACAAUUUUGGAUUAAUUCACCUUAGAAGAGCAGUACUUCAUUGCAUACUAGGUGCAAAAAAGAAGAUAUAAGCUCUGUGUGUGUGUGUGUGUUAGGGGUGGAGUUGUUGAAAAUGGACUUUGUGUUUUUUUAAUAUCAUUGUUCAACAAAUUUAUAGCACACCUUUCCCCCGACUGAGUGGUUUUUGGAAGGGGAAGAAGAGUUGUGUGUUAAAUUUCCCACCAUUCUGGUCCUAAGAUUAACAAAAGCAUUCACAAGGAAAUCAUGCAUUAGUAAUGUAUUUUUGCUGGAUUGAUCAUGAAAUAAAAAAGAAAUUGUAAAAAUU
Pomacea canaliculata is the source of this 3161-nucleotide messenger RNA. RefSeq names its product zinc finger protein 710-like. The record is from RefSeq and is a predicted model, not a curated record. Lineage: Eukaryota; Metazoa; Mollusca; Gastropoda; Architaenioglossa; Ampullariidae. The coding region runs from base 142 to 2613 and encodes 823 amino acids. Gene Ontology annotation, biological process: regulation of transcription by RNA polymerase II. Gene Ontology annotation, cellular component: nucleus. The transcript is spliced from 2 exons. Gene Ontology annotation, molecular function: DNA-binding transcription factor activity, RNA polymerase II-specific; RNA polymerase II transcription regulatory region sequence-specific DNA binding.